UGACCGUUUCACUCUGCCCCACCUUCCCCCUUUCUUUCCAUUACUGCAAAUUCAAAGGAUUCAUUCUCUUUCUCUCUCAUCUUCAUCGGAUUCUCCCUCUACCUUCAUUCUCUGUAAAGGGUUUCUGAAAUCAUGAAAACCCAUUAGCAGAAUCGCCAUUUCUGAGUCAUCAGAGCUUUGUUCUCAGUGGCAGAGCAACCAAGAAGGAGAUUCAGUUAAUCUUCUUCCCUUUUCGUUUUUCUUAACCAUGGGUUGUUUCAUUGCUUGUUUUCGCUCAUCCAGUGACGUGAACAAGCAUAGGAAACAGAGACGGCGUAAAGUUUUGCCACGAGAACAAGCUGCUAAUGCUGUCUCCCAGCUUGUUCAGGUCUCACCAUCAACUGUAGACAGUGCUUCUGAUAGAUCUAUUAGUCCGAUUCUGAAAGCUCGGGAUAGGCCUGAGGAGCAACUGAACCUGAGUACUAGAAAGAGAGUAACAUUUGAUUCCAAUGUAAAGACAUAUGAACUCGAUGAUGUUGAAGCUGAAGCUGAAGCUGAUGCUUUUCUUGAAAAAGAUAGUAACAAGAAGGAGGAGAAGGACCUAGCUGAAAUAUCUCAAUCCCAGUGCAAAUCAUACUCUGAAGAGGGCUCCACAGUUUCAAGCGUUUCGUCUUACCCUCCCAAUCAUAGGUAUCAGAAUUGUAGAGAUAGUGAUGAUGAAGAUGAAUUGGAUUAUGCUGAUAGUGAUCUUGAUCAUGAUCAUGUUGACACUGAUGAAGAUGGUGAUGAUGAGAACGAUUAUGAUGUUGUUGAGGAUGAAGAGUAUGACAAUUACUAUGAUGAUGAAGAUGGAAUCAGAGAAUCAAGUGAGAAAAAUUCUGCUGAUCAAGUGUUUGCUGAUGAGGUCGAUAGCUGUUUGUCGGUAUGCGGGUGUCCUGGAAAGACCGAACCUCAAAAUGGGGUGAGACGAACUGCUCGAGAUAGGAAUGCUUGUGUUCAUUCUGUGUUGAAGCCUGUGGAAAAUAUCUCACAAUGGAAGGCAGUUAAAAUUAAGGAUAAACAUCGGUCGAAUCCUCCUCCUUGUAAAGAGAAUUUGGCACUGAGUGGAGCUCCUAGGCGUUCUUUUGGGACAGAGCCAAGUUUUAAGAAAUCCUCUUUUGGUCAUAAGUCAAAAACUUGCCAACCUACAAGCUCAGAUCAAGAGAUAGCUGUUGAUGCCAGCCUUUCGAACUGGUUGAGUUCAUCAGAAGUUACACCUCCAAGCAAGACUAGCACAGGCAUUUCAGUUCUUCCAACACCAGAGUCACAAGGAUCAAACUCACCUAAAAGCCAAGAAGAUAGACCAAUUUUGGGAGCCUUAACUAUGGAGGAGCUCAAACAGUUUUCAACUACACCUUCUCCAAGACAAUCACCAAAUAGAAGCGCCGACAAUAUGCCAAUCAUUGGGACUGUUGGCACAUAUUGGAGUCACUCUGGCUCUGUUGAGGAUUCGGGACCAGCCUCCUCUUUCAAAAGAGUGUCAAAUUCCAGCAGCAACUACAGAGAAAUGUGUGUGAAAUAAGAGUGAUACGAUGCCGAGUUCUGAUUGAUGUUGUGGAAGAACGAAACCAGUUUGUGAUGGGUGACAGUGCCUUUGAUGUUGUUGAUAAAUGAGGUUUGAAUUCGAGGGGUGAUAAUGUCAUUGAUGAUGAUAAAUCGAGGUUCGAGUUUGAAGAAACGAAUGAAUGCAAGCUUUUACCAACUUACACAACACCAUUGUAUGAUAGAUAAGUUUGUGAGAUACCUGUGUGGAGAGGAGUUAGUUGUAUUGGUGUGUGUCCAUUACAUUUAUUUCAUUGUUUUGUGAAUUUGAAUUGAUUUCUGUAAUAUUCAUUUGUUCGAUUGGAGUUAAUGCAUUCGUUUUCCUGUCAUAUAUAUAUAUAUAUAAUCUUUUUCCUUA
Messenger RNA from Benincasa hispida (wax gourd), 1918 nucleotides. RefSeq lists its product as uncharacterized. The record is from RefSeq and is a predicted model, not a curated record. Gene Ontology annotation, biological process: male meiosis II. NCBI's taxonomy places the organism in Eukaryota, Viridiplantae, Streptophyta, Magnoliopsida, Cucurbitales, Cucurbitaceae.